CAUGGACAGCUCUGAACAAGUGGCACGGACAGAUUUAGAAUGGGCGAUCGGAAUAAAUCGGGUUUCCUUGAAAAUCCUCGGUCUCUGGCCCGACGAUAAGCUGACCCGUCGACAAAAUCUCAUCGCAGAUGCGCAAGCCUUCUCCAUUUUUUUUCUGAUGAUGUUCACGGCGAUCUUGCCCCAGACGUUCGCCUUGUUCCAUGUGUGGGGCGACAUAAUGGCAUUCACCGACAAUCUGCAGAUUUCCGUGCCCUUCUCAGUGACGGUCAUGAAAUUCUUCAUCAUGUGGAUUCGCAAAGAAGAACUCAAGCCGCUCGUGAACAUGAUCGUGAACGACUGGUUCAAGACGAAAACGACGCUGGAACGGAAGACCAUGAUCAAGCAGGCGAGAAUCGCCCGUAUGAUCGUCAUGUUCGGCGGUAUCAUGAUGACCCUGGCGAGUAUUAUUCUCAUCAUACCACCGUGCUUCGGGUACUCGAUGAGAUACCAGACGAACGUCACGGACCCGGGCAAAACGCUGCUGCUGCAAUCGUACUUCUUUCACGAGAUAAAGAGCCCGUUCUUCGAGAUCGCGUUCAUCGGCCAAGCUUUGUCGAUCUCGUUCGCAGCGAUCUCUUACACGGGCAUCGACAAUUUUCUGGGUCUGGUGGUGUUUCACAUAUGCGCCCAACUGGACAUUCUCAAGUAUCGUUUGCUCAAUUUGCACAACUUCCGAGACUUCAACGCCGGGUUAUCCUACAAUAUCAAGGACCACUUACGUCUCAUCAGGUCCGUCGAUGUCAUUGACAACACAUUCAACUUGAUGCUCUUGGCGCUAUUACUAUUUUUCGGCAUAUUAUUUUGUAUGCAAGGAUUUCUAUUAAUUAGCAUCAUCGACGGAAAAGGCGGGGACGUUAGCGUUACGCGAAUAUGUUGGCUCAUUUCGAUACUUAUUAAUACGUUCGCUCACAUGUGCCUAUACUGUGUAGUCGGCGAGGUCCUCAUAGCUAAAUGUGAAGGGGUAUAUUAUGCGACGUACAGUUUCGCCUGGUACACGCUGAAGCCGAAUCAAGCCAAAAACAUGUUGCUGAUGAUGUUACGUACCGAGAAGCCUCUGUACAUUACCGCCGGCAAGAUAUUUCCCAUGACAAUGUCAUUGUUCUGUAGCUUGAUAAAGACAUCAGCCGGAUACAUAUCCGUAUUGCUUACUAACCGUUAAUUAUCCGAUAUCGUCUGAAAAGUUGUAUGACGGUGUCGUAACGUG
Odontomachus brunneus is the source of this 1243-nucleotide messenger RNA. Its product is annotated as odorant receptor 43a-like. Lineage: Eukaryota; Metazoa; Arthropoda; Insecta; Hymenoptera; Formicidae. The transcript has 7 exons. Gene Ontology annotation, molecular function: olfactory receptor activity; odorant binding. The coding region runs from base 2 to 1198 and encodes 398 amino acids. Gene Ontology annotation, cellular component: plasma membrane. Gene Ontology annotation, biological process: sensory perception of smell; detection of chemical stimulus involved in sensory perception of smell. The record is from RefSeq and is a predicted model, not a curated record.